Physcomitrium patens is the source of this 2982-nucleotide messenger RNA. Its product is annotated as ribonuclease II, chloroplastic/mitochondrial. The record is from RefSeq and is a predicted model, not a curated record. NCBI's taxonomy places the organism in Eukaryota, Viridiplantae, Streptophyta, Bryopsida, Funariales, Funariaceae. Gene Ontology annotation, cellular component: P-body. Gene Ontology annotation, molecular function: RNA binding; 3'-5'-RNA exonuclease activity. Gene Ontology annotation, biological process: mRNA catabolic process.
UCGUCCUUGUUCUCGUGAUCACGUUUUGUUCUGUUUUUGUGUUUGCUUGUUCUCAUUGUGGUGUUUUUGGCUGAGGUUUGGGAGCGCAGGGUUUCGUAGUUUCGUAAUUUGAGCGAGAGAGAGAGUCGGCGGCACAGGUUGCACUGAAUGACUGCAGUGAGAUAGAGAAUAGAAAGGAAGGGGUGUGUGUGUCUGCGUUGGUGUUGUAGUGUAUGCGCACGGGGAUGGAGCGGCAUCACUUCAACUACUGUUGAGGGAGACAUCGGGACGGACGCGAGGUGCGUCGAUGUUGAAAGUACUAGUGAGCCGAGCAGGUCACGAUAUGGCUGCCGUAUGCCUGCUGAGGCCAAUGUGUAGCUGGGGCUACUACCGCCCCGUUCCCGUCUCCGUUUGUACCAAGCUAGUUGCGUCUUCUAGGUUUUUGCCAUGGGUUUGCGUCAAUUUCUCGAGUAAAGGAUUAGCUGCGGGAGUUAGGAUUGCUGAGAGUGCGACGAGGAAAGCGCCGGCACGACCUUUGCGGUUAAGAAUAGCGAAAGCAGCAAUUGUUAAUGAAACUACAACCGACGUGAAGCAUUCAGAGGGUACUCUACGGAAAGGCGUGUUGUUGGAAUUCAGUAAAGAAUCAGGGAAGUAUGUGCUUGCUGUAAUUCAAAGACCAGAAGGAAAGAAGAAUUGGGUUGCGGCCGAUCAGUUUGGGAACGUACAUUCCGUGAAGCCACAACAGAUCACAUUUAUUGUGCCCGGUGCGGAAGAUUUUAAAACUGCUGAUAUUUCGGCUUUUAUCAACAAGGCUCAAACCUUAGAGGAUUCAUCCCUCCUGGAGUUUGCUUGGGAGGAGCUGCUUGAUGCUAAGAAAGAUGUGAAUGCAGUGGAGCUUGCUAAGAUCUGCUAUGGAGAUGGCCCAAUAGAAUAUUAUGCUGCACAUCGUUUGCUUAUAUCACAACAAGUAUAUUUUCGAUGUAAACAGAAGGGACCGUCAGCAAUUUACGAGCCCAGGCCUUUAUCACAGGUGAAUGACCUCAAGCAGCAACAAAUAAUUGAGAAGGCAGCUCGGGAAGAACUUUUAGUAUACAUUAAUGAGAUACGGAGUGCCUGUGAUUUACCCCACGAAUCUAAACCUCCACUAAACCAUUGGCAAUCUAAUGCGUAUUUUAAUGCUCGGACGGAUGCGUUGAGAGUUUAUGCUCUAGAACUUGCCUCAGCACCUAAAGCACCUCAGCAAAGGCAGUUAGCUGAAGAGGUCUUGGAGGCAUUAAAUAUUUCCAAAAAGUCAUCCACGGCAGUAGACUUGUUAAUUAAGAUGGGCGUUUUCCCGGUGCAUGUGAACCUUGAGUUACUGAAAUCCGGUGUGCCGAUAGAAUUCUCCAGUGAAUGUGUGGAGGCUGCCCAGAGUGUGAUGACAAAUCCUCCUUUAGACACAAAUUUGGCAGAUCGAGUCGACCUUACCCACUUGAAAGUUUACACCAUAGACUCUGAAGAUGCUGAUGAGAUAGACGAUGGGCUCAGCGCUAUUCGUUUACCAGAUGGGCGAAUCAAGGUUUGGAUACAUGUUGCCGAUCCGACUCGAUGGGUGCCACCUAUGCACCUUCUAGAUAAAGAGGCAAAGCGACGAUCAACAUCGAUUUACUUACCAACUGGAGCUGUGCCCAUGUUUCCUAUGAACUUAGCUUCUACCGUAAUGAGCUUGAGACAAGGUCACGAGGCUUGCGCUUUAACUGUGUCGAUUAUCUUCCAUUGUGAUGGCAGUAUUGCAGAAAGUGAAGUGAUGUGCUCCACAAUCAAGCCUACAUACAGGCUUUCAUAUGAUAAUGCAGCUGAGCUUUUGUCAAUGAAUGUUGAGGAAGAGGCAGAGCUAUAUUUGUUAGCUGAAGUUGCAAAAUCACGUCGAGAGUGGCGAAAUUCACAGGGUGCCAUUGAUGCAACAGUGCCCGAAGCUAGUAUUAAAGUACUAGAUCCGGAUAGCCCCAAGCCUUCAAUUAUCAUGUCAGUGGUUGAUCAAGCAGGACCGGCAUCUCAAUUAGUGUCGGAAAUGAUGAUUGCUUGUGGAGAGGCAUUGGCAGCUUUUGGUGAAGAGAAAAACAUUUCUUUGCCAUACAGGGGACAGGCGUCUCAAGAGAUCCCAGCAGGUGAUAUGGAGGCUAUCCCAGAAGGUCCCUGUCGGGCCCUCGCACUAAGAAGAUAUUUAGGCCGUGCAGACAUGAGUUUCAUGAAGCCUAUUAGUCAUGCAGCGCUUGGAGUUCGUGGAUACGUGCAAUUUACAUCUCCCAUUCGUCGUUACAGCGACCUCUUAGCGCACUACCAGGUGAAGGCUAUUCUACGGGGCGAGCCUCCUCCUUUUUCAAGUGCUUAUGUGGAAGCGGUAAUGGCGGUGGUCAAUCUUCAGAGCAGGCAAGCUCGCAAGCUGCAAGUUUCAAGCACUAGGUACUGGGCAAUAGAGUACCUCCGAAGGCAGCCACGAGGGACACAAUUUCAGGCAUUAGUGCUUCGUUUUGUGAGGGAAGGGGAGCCUCUAGUGCUUAUUGAAAAGUUGGGUAUCCAAGCACAAGCUAAUCUUGUUAGAAAUACGGCAGUAGGAAGUGAGAUCACAGUGAUUGUUGAGGCAGCGUAUCCUCGUAACGAUUUUAUCAUCCUUCGCCAGGUUUGACCUCGAUAUUAUAAGUGCUUCAGUAGGAAUUUUCACACUGCCCGUCAUUCCGCAGUUUAUUUUAUAUUUUUGAUGAAAGAUUUGAGAGAGGCUUCCGAAUUGGAACGCGCCGCCCUUGUUUCACUGACUAUUCAGUAGGAAAGAAAUCCCCACAACUUAGCCGUUGUCGAUUUUUUUCAUUUGUUUUGUUUCUAUUUUGUGCGGCAACAACUGGUAAGUGAAGCUAUACCCAUCAGAAAAGAUGAGAGAACUGUCAACAUUAGACUCGUGUUAUCAGGUGCGUCCUAACAUUGUCAUUGGUGAUGUCCGAUGUUACUAAUGCCAAGUAUCUUCUUAAA